UGUUCAUCCGUAUUAGUCACAUUCUAUCUCUCCGUGACAAAUCUCGGGCACAUUGCCAUUGCCCCCAAAUUCGCCCCGUCAGAAAGCCCUUCUGUGUUCAUGUAAGAAGAUGCGCCUAAAACAGACUUAUCCCUGUGUCUUGUUAGUGAAUCUGCACUCCUUAAAGUUACAUACAACAGUUUUCCAUAAUGGAGAGGAAUCAUUUAUUUAGAUGUAGGAUUUUUACUGAGGGGAUUCUAUUGGUGUAUUUAACUCUUCUGUGUUUCAAUGAGCUUCUACGGAACCUCCAUAUAGCUGCCGCUCCAACACAAAGACACACAAAAUUAUUUCUGUUAAAUGAUUCAAUGGAGGUGGAAAUUCAGACUCCAUGGGACGAUAGGGAGAGGGAGUUCGAAUCACCGGAGGUCACAUUGGGGAGGAACCAAUUAGAGGAGAUAAAAAAUGAACUUCCGGUAACGUCGAAAGAGGUCAAAGAAAGCCACUCAAACGCAAUUCAGGAGAGGUCAGCUCCAGAUAAAUGUAAGUUUUUGAAGAAGAUCGGAGAUAUGUCUCUUAAAGGUGCACCGACAUUUAGUCUGGCAAUUUUGCCGAAAAAUGUGGUCAUCAUUAUACAAAGUUACCCCAAAAAUGAAUCCUUACGGUAUCUUUGUGCAAAUGGAACACUUUCUGCUGAUCCCGCUAACUUCUCUUCCGCCGAGAGUUCGUGUUCCCUUCGGAACAUCACGAAAGUGAAUCUUGAUUAUUUUAGCAAUAUCAGCAUCAGCGAUCCCUGCUGGAUACAGAGCGAGACUAUAGACAGAGAAGCGUUGCUAUUCUACAAUUAUGAGAUGAGUACAGAAGAGGGUUCAUGUUAUAAAAUAAACCGCGAGGAAAAGACAACAACAGCUGCUACAGAUUUGUUUCUACGCAAGACGAUUCGUUUCACAAGUUUCCAAAACUUUUCUGUACAAAUCAAGCCUUGCUGUGAUGUGUCGUCUACUGCAGAUUCUACAACAGUUGACCCCGGCACCACACCCAAAGGUAAACAACACCACCCUACAGUCAUAACCACCACCAAAUCAACAGACAAUUCAAAAGCAGGUAACGCCAUUAAGAUACUGCUAAUAUUCAUAGGCGCCAUAUUUGCUGUUUUAUGUCUCUUUUUCCUGUGCUGUAAAUUUUGCUGCACCCCAAAACGGCGUCCUUCGUAUAAGGUGGAAUACGCAGAUCCAAGUGACGUCAUUGCAUCCAGCAGUGGAGCAGAAUAUUCUACGCCGUAUGACACGUGUAAAGCGAGAAAUAAGGUAGUCAAGGUGACUGCUAAAGCCAAGGGAGCGGGUAAAAACAAAGUUUCACUUAGAAAGAAAUUAAGUCAGAGAUUCAGUUCUUCUAGACCAAGAGGGAGAAGGCGCGACAAUGAUUCGGGAUUUAGUGAUCUUCUAGAGAGUGACGUAAGCAAAGUGUCAGGAAAGGAGGAUCAAAUGGAAAGUAAAGAGGCCCAGUAUAUGGAGAUUCCUUUGACAAAUUUGAAUGUAACGAAAUCAUUGAGCAACCCCUCGUACACAUUAGUCGACGGAAAACCCAAUGGCAGGGGAGAUAAUGACAAAAAGGAGUCUGGUGUUCGAUUUACUUUACCGAUGAGUGGGCUCAAGGAAAAACAAAAAUUAUGUUCAACCUCACAGAGACAAGAAAAUGCAGACGCCCCCUAUGAAUCAUUACCAGACAAAUAUAAAAGCAACGAAGCUUGUAAAAUGAGUACUGAGGAGACAAAUUUAACGGAAAAUCCAUACGCUGUUCCAGAUUGCGACAAAAAAAGCCCUACUCCAUCCAAACCACCGGAAACGGAUAAAUCACGAGACAGUCCUUACUCGGAAAUAAAACACGUGUUUUCCAUCGAGGGAGACACUAAAGUGAAAAGGUUUAUAAAGGCUAUGGGGGAGGGGGAGAACCCCUACAUGUGAUGAUACAAUGCACUUUACGAGUUUACUAAGCAAGAUCUUAUGGAAGGGAAUAACAGGCGGUGACAGGGUAUUAAGAUCAUAGUGUCAGAGCUGGUUUAGAGACAAACCAUAAAGGUUGUUCGCAACACGGUUAUCGUUUACAUGUUUACGAAGUAUUUUACAGCAUUUUUAAAAUGUCAGAGCGCCACCAUGUAAGAUACAGAAAGUUGAAAAAGGAAGGUUUUAGGGAUUUUAUGUACAUGCACAAUUGUAUUUUUCAUUUGUUAUUUAUUUUACAAACUAGUCUUCAUUUUCCUUAUGUUUGAGGCAUUAACUUGUUAUUUAUAAAGUAUAUAAUUCGGUU
Saccostrea echinata is the source of this 2283-nucleotide messenger RNA. RefSeq lists its product as uncharacterized. The record is from RefSeq and is a predicted model, not a curated record. NCBI's taxonomy places the organism in Eukaryota, Metazoa, Mollusca, Bivalvia, Ostreida, Ostreidae. Bases 189 to 1940 code for a protein of 583 amino acids. The transcript has 10 exons.